Messenger RNA from Trichomycterus rosablanca, 2452 nucleotides. It is a transcript of the gene hsf1, whose product is annotated as heat shock transcription factor 1. Lineage: Eukaryota; Metazoa; Chordata; Actinopteri; Siluriformes; Trichomycteridae. Gene Ontology annotation, molecular function: sequence-specific DNA binding; DNA-binding transcription factor activity. The transcript is spliced from 14 exons. Gene Ontology annotation, biological process: regulation of DNA-templated transcription. The coding region runs from base 406 to 1968 and encodes 520 amino acids. The record is from RefSeq and is a predicted model, not a curated record.
AUAGUGUUUUUAAUGAAAGUUCUUCAUGUAGAUUUAUGUAAUUCAGACUUAUUUGGGGAUUUGGAAGAGAGAGCGUGUUCUUGUUGGUGACGUCGGUGGAAGGCGCCGGACGGGGACGCACCGUGUUGCUACUUGCUGCGCAGUUGAGCGAAAUGUCGAAACGGUGGAAAUUUCUACCUUUUAUUUUCUCUCACAAUAACACACAGCGUAGCUGCGAACUGAAUUAAAUAACACGGACUAGAAAGCGGUGCGUUCCCGAAGCGAAGUGUUGCUGACAGCACAACCUGAAGUUAGUUAAACCACAGUGAAGUUAGGUUAGCUAACACGCUAAGCUGGUGCGCUCGGUCUGGCUGCUCUGUAGCUAACGGUCAUAAAGCUACAAGUUAGAUACAGUUUGUUUUAAAUAUGGAGCUUCACACCAGCGGUUCAGGAGGAAUGAUGGUGACGGCGAGUAAUGUCCCUGCUUUUCUUACUAAACUGUGGACGCUGGUGGAGGAUCCUGAGACCGAUCCUUUAAUCUGCUGGAGUCCUAAUGGCACGAGCUUCCAUGUGUUUGACCAGGGCAGGUUCUCCAAAGAAGUGCUUCCUAAGUACUUCAAACACAACAACAUGGCCAGCUUUGUUCGGCAGCUCAAUAUGUAUGGUUUUCGGAAAGUCGUCCACAUUGAACAGGGAGGUCUGGUAAAACCAGAGAAGGAUGACACAGAGUUCCAGCAUCUGUGCUUCAUUCGUGGACAGGAACGCUUGCUGGAGAACAUUAAGAGGAAGGUGACGACAGUAUCAAAUAUUAAACACGAGGACCUUAAACUGAGCCCAGAGGACGUGAGCAAGAUUAUCACAGACGUGCAUCACAUGAAGGGAAAGCAGGAGUCUAUUGAUGCCAAAAUCAGCACCUUGAAACAUGAGAAUGAAGCUUUGUGGAGAGAAGUGUCUAGUCUGAGGCAAAAACAUGCUCAGCAGCAGAAAGUUGUUAAUAAGCUCAUCCAGUUUUUAAUAACACUGGCACGGUCCAACAGGGUUCUUGGAGUGAAAAGGAAGAUACCUCUGAUGCUGAACGAUAGCAGCACAGCACACUCCAUGCCCAAGUUUAGCAAGCAGUACUCCCUGGAGCCCUCACCCAAUAUCUCUUCCCCUGACAUGACUUUCACUGGAACCGGCAUCUACUCUUCCACCUCACCAGUCAAGACCGGGCCGAUCAUCUCAGACAUCACAGAUCAGGCCAGCCCCCUCAUUACAGAACAGUGGCUUGAGGACAGAACAACAAGCCCGUUGGUGCACAUUAAAGAGGAGCCAUCCAGCCCUGUCUACUGUCCAGAAGAGGAUGAAGAUGAAUGUCCAGUCAGAGUGGAAGUUGGACCAGGGUCUAACUUGCUUGUAGACACGCCUCUCUCCCCUGACACCUUCAUCAACUCAAUUCUGCAGGAAAGUGAAUCAGCGCCUGCCCCCACUCAGCAUCCUCUACACCAAAAAUGCUUAAGCGUGGCAUGUUUGGACAAUUCUCCCAAGACAUCUGAGGUGUUCCACCCUUUUUCCAGCCUCUCCUCUUCGUCUCCUCACCUCAGACCACAUCCACGGACUGAACUCUCUGAACACUUGGACAGCAUUGACAGUGGCUUGGAGAACCUCCAAACGAUUUUAAAUGUACAGCCCUUCAGCUUUGAUUCUUCACCCCUCUAUGAGAUCUUCAGUUCGAACACAGACUUCGACCUGGACAGUUUAACAAGUAUUCAGGAACUGCUCUCAUCAGAACCAGCCAAGGAAACAGAAUCCGGUGUUAACUCUGUCAGAUCAGGAAAGCAGCUGGUUCAGUACACAUCUCAGCCAAUGGUGACUGACCCGGUGACCACAGUGAACACAGACACAGAUGCGGAGUACCUUCCCAGUCUGCUUGAGCUGGAGGGAGACUCUUAUUUUACCCAAGACUCUGUAGAAGAUCCUACCAUCUCACUUCUUACCACUGAUUACUAGACUACAGUACCCCAGGACCCCAAUCUAUAGAGGAAACAAACAAAUGGAAAUUGAUUUAGGUGUGUGGGGUUUGUAUUUUAAUUGUUUUCUUUUUCUGUAUUUUAUGUUCAAAUCUCACUUUGGCUUUCUUGGCCUGUUUGCUUUGAACCCUUGACAGCAAUAUCCACUUUUUUCAUAAUUGUAUUGUUUAUAGAAUUGGUACAGUUUAAAUACUUAUGUUCAAUUAUGUCCUGUAAUAGCUUUACCGGGAAGGUAAUAAGUUAAAGCCCAAAUCUGGAACAACCAAGCCUGUUUAAUGGUGAUACUAGCAUUGACCUUAUCAUGUGAGAAUAAGACUUGACAUAAUUAGUAGCUUAGCUCAUAUAAAUUGCCUAUACAACAUGAAAUAAUUCAUAUUUUAAUGUUAGGAAUGUAGUUGUAAUGUAUUGCAUAUAUAAUACAUAAACAAUGUUGGCAUUAAAUAUAAAGUAUUAUUAUCAAUAAA